Molecule: messenger RNA, 273 nt
Organism: Prorocentrum cordatum
Lineage: Eukaryota; Dinophyceae; Prorocentrales; Prorocentraceae
Source: the annotation of a GenBank genome assembly
AUGGUCGCCAUCGCGGCAGUGACGCCAGUGGCUCCGGCAGGAGGCAGCCUGGGCAGCCACGACAAGAUGAUCACGCAGGUGGCCGCAGUGGGUGUACUGGUGGUGGCCAGGGAGACGCGCGAGCUGCUCCCCUACCCCUACGCGCAUGUGCUGCUGCAGGAGCUGCUCGGGGAGAACAUGGACAUCAAGGACGACCUGGUGGAGCUGGGCGACCCGGAUCGCGAGCUGGACUGUGGGGCCUGCUACCUCGUGGACGGGAACCACGCGAUACGG